Anastrepha obliqua is the source of this 3129-nucleotide messenger RNA. RefSeq names its product extended synaptotagmin-2-B (gene Esyt2). The record is from RefSeq and is a predicted model, not a curated record. Gene Ontology annotation, molecular function: lipid binding. The coding region runs from base 274 to 2904 and encodes 876 amino acids. The transcript has 11 exons. Gene Ontology annotation, biological process: lipid transport. NCBI's taxonomy places the organism in Eukaryota, Metazoa, Arthropoda, Insecta, Diptera, Tephritidae.
GAAACCAACGGUCAAUGCAAAACAAAAACAAAGAAAAUACUUGGCCACGACGUGCAGUGACCCGAGUAAAACGAAAUAAAAUUCUAUGUGCGCCAGAAUUUUCCAACAAAUACCUACUCGCCACCGCCAGCCAUUUCCUGCUUUUUAGUAGAAACAAAAUUUAACAUUUCGAACUCUUUUAGCUAAAACGAAAAAAAAAUCUAAAAAUCGACAACGCACCAAAAAUUGAAGUACGCGCACUUUUGGCAACGACUGUGACUGCGAUCGUUGGCGAUGCGUUGUCGUCGCCACGCGAAAAUUUCGUUAAUGUCUUGUUGCCGCGGCUGCUCUGACGAUGUCACCAUCGAAGAGAUUCCUGAAACCCAGGAGGUCACCUCCACCUCCGCCGCCACCGCCACUGCCCAACAAGAACCUGUAACGUCUGCGGAAAAGGAAGAGCACGAUCCCAAUAUAGCCGUUCCUCGCCCACCUCUCGCCGAAUUUACCACACCCCCACCAUCACCCAUCGAUGAGAGUGAAAUGGCUGCAGUUAGCAAAGAAGUGAAUCCCGAAAGAGCAGUCGCCUCUAGCAGCGACGGCAUCUUCUCGGUCCUUUAUACGGUUUUCAAGAAAGUCGCUAUUGUCGGUUCCAUUUACUUGGUUGGCUAUAUGGGUUGGAGUGUCGCGUGGCUUAUAGCGCCCGUUAUUCUAUCUGUGGCGCGCGAUGAAUUCCGUAAAACCACCGAACACAAGCGCAACAUUGCUAAGGCGUCAGCCAUGGCUUCCGAGAAGGAUGUCAUACUUGCGCGCAUCGAUGAGUUGCCAGCGUGGGUCUACUUUCCGGAUGUUGAGCGCUGUGAAUGGGUCAACAAGAUCCUCAAACAAGUGUGGCCCAAUGCCAACCACUUCGCCCGCACACUCGUCAAAGAGACAAUCGAACCAAAUGUUGCAUUCGCACUUUCCAAUUACAAAAUGAAUGGUUUCCGCUUCGAUCGCAUCAUACUCGGCACAAUACCGCCACGCAUUGGCGGCGUAAAGAUCUACGAUAAAAAUGUCGAUCGCAAUGAGAUCAUUAUGGAUUUGGAUCUGUUUUAUGCGAGUGAUUGCGACAUCAACUUCUAUUUGGGCAGCAUCAAGGGUGGCAUCAAAGACUUCCAAAUACAUGGCUGGGUGCGGGUGGUUAUGAAGCCACUCAUACGUUCCAUGCCACUGGUGGGUGGUCUGCAGAUCUUCUUCUUGAACAACCCCAAUAUCGAUUUCAAUUUGGUGGGCGUCAUUGAUUUUAUGGAUAUGCCCGGAUUGAGUGAUUUGUUGCGCAGGAUAAUUGUAGAGCAAAUCGGCGCGGUUAUGGUGCUGCCGAAUAAGUUGCCGAUCACAUUGAGUGAUGAGGUGCCAGCGAUCAGUUUGAAAAUGCCAGAACCGGAGGGUAUUUUACGCAUACACGUCGUCGAGGCCAAAGAUCUUAUGAAGAAGGAUAUCGGUGUAUUGGGUAAGGGCAAAUCCGAUCCCUAUGCGGUGAUCAAUGUGGGCGCACAAGAAUUCAAAACACAAAUUAUUGAAAAUAAUGUGAACCCCAAGUGGGACUACUGGUGCGAGGCCCCUGCCUUUGCCGACGGCACUUUGGAUCUCAAGGCCGUCUUUCAUUUGUGGGACUCAGAUAUUCCUGGUAGUCCGAAUGAUGAUUUUUUGGGAAGAGCUACCAUCGAAAUAUUCAAUGUGAUCAAGCGAGGCAUUGUGGACACGUGGCUAACCUUGGAGGACGCCAAGCAUGGGCUCUUACACGUACGCAUGCAGUGGUAUAAGUUGACUGCCGAUCCUACCGACCUACAAGCGGCACUACUGGAGACGCAACUGCUGCGAGUAACUUCCAUGAGCACAUCAUUACUCACUGUCUUCGUCGAUUCGGCCAAGAAUUUGAAGCAAGCGCGUACCAGCUCCAAACCCGAUCCCUACUUAAUUGCCAUGGUUGGCAAACACAAGGAGCAGACUGCAAUGAUUAUGCGCGAUGAUUCGCCCGUGUGGGAGCAAGGUUUCACCUUCCUGGUGGGCAAUCCGGAAAAUGAGUCACUGCAAAUACGUAUUGUGGACCAGAAGACAGGCAACGACAUAGGACAGUAUACGUAUCCUUUGAAUUUACUGCUACCUAAGAAAAAUAUGGAAUUGGUCUCACAGCCAUUCCAGCUACAAAAAUCUGGUCCCGAAUCCAAAUUGAUUAUGUCUCUUUCAUUGCGCAUUCUCAAGCCUGCCGAGGUGUUAGAAGAGACCGAGCCCAAUGCGGGCUCCUCAGAGUCUUCAGCAGCGCUAACACGAUCGAGCUCGGUGAAAACGCCCACGCAGGAGAGCAGCAAGGAUCUACAAUCACAAACGAGCCGCAUUUCAGUUGAAUCUCCCAUUGCCGAGGAACAUGUUGAAACAAUGAAAGCUUCACCAAUUUCUAUACCCUACUCUGCUGCUCUGGAGUCUGGCGAAGCGGUGCUCACCCAUCGUAUGCCCGAUUUGAGCAGUUCGUCCGGGGAGUUCGGUCUUGGUCGCAUACAACUUUCUGUGCGCUAUAGCGUACAGCGUCAGAAACUCACUGUUACCGUACACAAAAUCAUGUAUCUCCCACUACGCGAUCCCUCCAACAUACCGGAUCCCUAUGUUAAACUCUAUCUACUGCCAGGACGUAGCAAAGAAUCAAAGCGUAAGACAAUGGUAAUCAAGGACAACUGCAAUCCCGUUUAUGAGGCAACAUUUGAGUAUCUCAUAUCGACUGCCGAGCUGGCACAAACUGAGCUAGAGGUGACUGUGUGCUCACAAAAGGGCUUCCUCUAUGGCGGCAGUCCCAUCAUGGGCAUGCUGAAAAUCCCUCUAAAUGAUCCCGAAAUCUCUAGUAAUGGUUUGAAUUCCUGGCUGGAUCUACAACCGGAAAUAAAGCAUGAUUAAGUGUGGAGAAAGCAUAAAAUUUUUCACUCAGUGGUGCUUGUUGCUGGAAUGGGCACAGAGUAUAGGCCGCCGCUGAGCUGCAAUGUGCUUCAUAUUAUAUAACAUUAUCGUAAUAUUAACGGGAAUGUAGUCAGAGUACUUCAUUUUCUCAAACCUUUUAUGUCAAUUUUUUACUUAAACCGCUUUUCAAUCAAAAAACAAAAAUAACAAAAAAAACACGAAAAA